This is a messenger RNA of Gloeophyllum trabeum ATCC 11539, 594 nucleotides long. RefSeq lists its product as uncharacterized. Bases 1 to 594 code for a protein of 197 amino acids. NCBI's taxonomy places the organism in Eukaryota, Fungi, Basidiomycota, Agaricomycetes, Gloeophyllales, Gloeophyllaceae. The transcript is spliced from 3 exons. The record is from RefSeq and is a predicted model, not a curated record.
AUGGCGGGCACGCAGCGCACAGGCGAUACCGGUUGCACGCAAUCCGAGUCGCCUCGCGGGCACGAUAUCGCCUGUGGUGCUGGAGGCGGCCUUCGCGCCGCAGGGUCUUCUUCGUGUCCCGCGGCUCAGCGGCACUACCACCGGGCUAGUCGUCUCGCGCGCGUCGCGGGUGGACAACAGCCAGGAAAGCGAUCGCCGGGCGCUCACACGUGCCCGACGAGCGUCCUAUCUGCCAGCUCGGAGGACGGGGCACGGGCGUCGAUAUACGCGCCUUCCUUCCGCGUCGGCGCUGCCACCGAUCCGUCAGGCGGACGGACGGACGGACGCGUCACCCACCCGGCGGUUGGACAAGGAUCGAGUUUUACCACAGGAGGGCGGGCUGCGGUCGAGCCUGCCACAAACGCGGGAGAUGGCACUGUCAAGGUGGUAGAGACGAAGCCGGGCAAGUCAAUAACAAUGCGGUACAAGGGACAAGCAAAGUACGAGGCUAUGAGAUGUACGCCAGAUGAAAUGAAGGAUACGACCCUGUCCUUCGCCACCUCCUCCUUCGACUCGCUAAUCAGCCGCUCCUUCUUUAGUCCCAGGAGCCUGUAG